Pseudocercospora fijiensis CIRAD86 is the source of this 4443-nucleotide messenger RNA. RefSeq names its product glycosyltransferase family 24 protein. The transcript is spliced from 4 exons. The record is from RefSeq and is a predicted model, not a curated record. Gene Ontology annotation, molecular function: UDP-glucose:glycoprotein glucosyltransferase activity. Bases 1 to 4443 code for a protein of 1480 amino acids. Lineage: Eukaryota; Fungi; Ascomycota; Dothideomycetes; Mycosphaerellales; Mycosphaerellaceae. Gene Ontology annotation, cellular component: endoplasmic reticulum.
AUGGCCAGAAACACAAUAUACCAAGCAGCUGCCCUAUUUGGCUUGCUCGCUUCUGCCAAAGCAGCACCAUCCGUCAAUGUUGCUUUACGGACGGCUUUUGAUGCGCCUCCAUAUCUUGUAGAACUGCUAGAAACAGCAGCAGAAGAAAACGCGACUUCCUAUUUCCCGCUCCUCGAUCGAAUCGCAGACGGCUAUUUCGAUUCUUCGAAAACAGACGAAGAGCUAUACAAGAGCUUCAGAACACUGUUAGAAAAAGAUGGGCAUCUUGGGAAGGAGGAUCUAUCCUCAUUUGACUACGCCCUUUCGAUUCACUCGGCGGCACCAAGGAUAGAGGCACACUACCAGUACUACAACACAUCUAUCGUUCCUUCAUUAUCGAGCGAUGCGCAAGAUGGAUGCCAGAGCUGGGUCUAUGUACCGUUCAGUGGACAGCGAUAUUGCUCGGCAGAGUUGGACGAGACGACAGCCCAGUCUUUUGGCAAACCAGAAGCUUCAGUACAUCAGCUGCCCUUCGAUCGCGUCUUAGGAGACUUGAACAGCGACAAGCCUUCCGUCCUCUACGCGGAUAUAUUUUCCGAAUCGUUCCGCAAGUUCCAUAAGACUUUGAGCAAGACCGCAAGAGAUGGCAGUACCUCAUAUCGAGUGCGAUACAAGGCUUCUGUUGGUCAUGAGCGAAAGCCAUUGACCGUGAGCGGGUAUGGCAUUGAGCUGGCAUUGAAGCGGACAGACUACAUCGUCAUCGACGAUCGAAAUGCAGAAGAGGAGAAGAAAGAAGAGACUGUCAGUGCAAACGAUGGCACGCUGAGCGAGGAAGAGGUAUCGGACUUGAGACCACUUUCCCAGUCAGAACUCAGGCGACUUGGACUGAGAGCUGCAAGCUUUGUCAUGGGUAGCGAGCAGCCGUUCGACACGCUCCUGAGACUUUCUCAGGAUUUCCCAAAGCAUUCGAGCUCUAUUGCAGCAACCGAGAUUUCAGAGGAAUUCAUGGCCGAGCAUAGUACGAACAGAGAAGUACUGGUUCCAGCUGGCUUCAACGUGAUGUGGAUCAAUGGUGUGCAAAUUAUGCCAAGGGAUGUCGAAGCGUAUGCUCUUCUCGAGCAUCUGCGACGAGAGCGUAAGAUGAUCAAAAGUGUUCAGGAGAUCGGCUUGAGCGGGACUGAGGCCGUUGAACUGCUCUCACACGAAGCCAUCACUGCAUCGCAGGUUGGGCAGGAAGUCCAGCGCUAUGACUGGCGCGACAACGCUGAAGGUGGCGAUGUCAUCAUCUGGAUGAACGAUAUCGAGAAAGACAAGCGCUAUGCUGAGUGGCCAGAGACUGUCACCAGGUUUCUCCAACGCACAUACCCAGGUCAGCUCCCGACUGUCAGAAAGGAUUGCCACAACCUCGUCAUUCCCAUCGACUUUGCAGACUUCAACGACGCUCUGCUAGUUGUCGAGAGCUUGAAAGGUUUUGUCAAGCGCAGGGUCCCGAUUCGGGUUGGUGUGGUCCCUAUCAUCAAAAGUCCUGACAGUGAAGCUCAAGCCAAAAUUAUUCAUUACUUGAUUGAUCGAUACGGGCUAGCGACUGCCCUUAAUUACCUUGAGACAUCUCUUGAGACUGCUGGUCGUAAGUAUGGGCCAGUCAUUGAGAAGCUGUUCAGCACAGCUGUAGAGACUGGUAAGCUUCGUCCCGACAAGGAAGAAUUGACACUCGAAAGUGUCAACAGCGAUGCCUACCUCCAGAGCCGUAUCAAGGGAGCCAAAGAAUGGAUUUCCAGGCUCGGAAGCACAGAUGUCACACCUCCAGUACUUAUCAAUGGCGCGGCAAUUCAAAGAAGCGACGAUUGGUUGCAGAGUAUGAGUGCUCGAGUGAGCCAGGAUGUGCGGGUGAUACAGCAAGCUGUUUACCUUGGAGAAGUGACUGAUGAGGACUACCUUCCUGAUCUGUUCUUGGAAAAGGCAAGCUUGAGACGGAACCCUCUGCUCAUACCGGAGGACGACCAGGACAUCCGUCAUGUCAAGCUUGGAGAGUUACCAAGUUUCGGAGACUUGCCAAGUCUUGGUGCAAGCGAAGAUACCAUCGAGCGAGAGCUGGUGCAUCUCACUGUUGUAGCAGACCUUGACAGCACGGAAGGAUUUGAGCAAUUGAUGGAAGCGCUCAUGUAUAGAAGAGAGCAUGACAAUGUUGAGCUCGCUUGGUUGCACAUUCCGCGCGAUGGUACCACGGACACCAGGCUGGGUUCUAGAAUAUACUCCGAGCUCUACAAGAAGGCUGCUCGCACUAACAGCCCUGAGCUUGAUGAAAGGGUGCGCAGCAUCUGGACACCUUUCCGAAGUAUCGUUUCAGCAGCCGGAAUCACACCUGGAAAGAAGGCUUUACUAGUGAACGGCAGGAUUGUAGGUCCGAUUCCAGACAGCAUCGGCCUUCAGGUCUCUGAUAUCGAGGUACUGCUGUCCUACGAACGGAUGAAGCGCCUGCUGCCUGCAGCACUUGCAAUUGAAGGGCUCGGCCUUCAGGAGAAAGCUUCUACACCAUUGUCUUUCGCCCGGGUCUCGAAUCUGAUCGCGGUGUCUAUGGUGUCUGACAUUCCCGAAGGCAUCUUCGAGGCAGCACCAACUGUGCGCACCGGCAUCUUCAAGACAUGGAAUUCCAGCCAUACGGCAAUCCAUCUGGGCGACGAAAAGACAGCAACCGUUCAGAUUUAUGCCUCUAUCGAUCCAGCAUCAGAGGUGGCGCAGAAAUGGAUCCCGAUCAUGAAAACCGUCUCUGAGAUGGAAGGCGUCUACGUAAGAUUGUUCUUGAACCCGAAGGAGCGCCUGGAAGAGAUUCCUGUGAAACGUUUCUACAGACAUGUGCUUAAGUCCAAGCCGUCGUUCGAACCUGAUGGCUCGCUGCAAGUCAAUGGCGCUCAAUUUCGCGGUCUGCCUGCGGAUGCUCUGUUCAACAUGGGCAUGGACAUGCCGCCAGCGUGGUUGGUCGCCCCCAAGAUCACUGUGCAUGACUUGGACAACAUCAAGCUGAGCGCCGUCAAGAGCGAUAUCGAGGCGAUCUACGAACUUGAGCACAUUCUGAUCGAAGGCCACACGCGCGAUGUCACCGUAGGACCGCCACCUCGUGGAGCACAGCUGGUACUGGGCACUGACGCUGAGCCUCACUUCGCGGACACGAUCAUCAUGGCCAACCUGGGUUAUUUCCAGUUCAAGGCCAAUCCGGGUGUGUAUAAUUUGGCGCUCCAAAGAGGACGCAGCGAAGAAAUUUUCCACAUCGACAGCGCUGGUGCUGCAGGGUACAAUGAACAGGCUGGCGACAACACAACUGAAAUCGGCUUGAUGAGCUUCAAAGGCACCACUCUAUCCCCGCGCAUAUCUCGGCGGCCUGGUAUGGAGGAUGAGGAUCCCCUCGAGCCAGCAAAGACUGCGCUCGGCUUUGUUGCAGAGGGCGCAGAGAGUCUGCUCUCACAGAUUGGCCUCGGAAAUCAAGCCAGCAAUAUCGCAGAGCGCAAGCAUGCUGACAUCAACAUUUUCUCUGUCGCGUCUGGUCACUUGUACGAGCGGAUGCUCAACAUCAUGAUGCUUUCGGUGAUGAAACACACCAAACACAGCGUCAAGUUCUGGUUCAUCGAACAGUUCCUGUCCCCCUCCUUCAAGGACUUCCUCCCGGUCAUGGCUGAGGAGUAUGGAUUCCAAUACGAAAUGGUGACUUACAAAUGGCCGCAUUGGCUGCGUGGACAAAAGGAAAAACAGCGCGAAAUCUGGGGAUACAAGAUCUUGUUCCUGGACGUGCUGUUCCCACUCGACCUUGACAAGGUCAUAUUUGUGGACGCCGACCAGAUUGUGCGCACGGACAUGUAUAAGUUGGUGACACAUGAUCUGAAGGGCGCACCUUACGGUUUCACACCUAUGUGCGACUCCAGGACAGAGAUGGAAGGCUUCCGGUUCUGGAAGCAGGGCUACUGGAAGAACUUCUUGGGGGGCCUUCCAUAUCACAUCUCCGCGCUGUACGUUGUGGAUCUGAAACGAUUCCGACAAAUGGCUGCGGGGGAUCGACUCCGGCAAAACUACCACCAGCUCUCGGCGGAUCCGGGAAGUCUGAGCAACUUGGAUCAGGAUCUGCCAAACCACAUGCAAGCGCUUUUGCCUAUCCACAGCCUGCCGCAGGAGUGGUUGUGGUGCGAGACGUGGUGCUCGGAUGAAAGUCUGAAGGAUGCAAAGACUAUUGAUCUCUGCAACAACCCCCAGACCAAAGAGCCGAAACUGGAUCGCGCGCGGAGACAGGUGCCAGAGUGGACGGAGUAUGACAACGAGAUCGCCGCGGUGGCUGCGCGGCACAAGGAGAAGCUGGCGGGUGGGGUGCCCGCGGUUCAGGGCAGGGACGACGGAGGGGAGAGCAUGCAGGAAAGGCUGCAACGCGAAGACGCGGAGCGGGAGCGCAAGAAGAAGGCGCAUGUGCGAGACGAACUGUAG